This is a messenger RNA of Ochotona curzoniae (black-lipped pika), 2526 nucleotides long. It is a transcript of the gene SHROOM1, whose product is annotated as shroom family member 1. Gene Ontology annotation, biological process: cell morphogenesis; actin filament bundle assembly. The record is from RefSeq and is a predicted model, not a curated record. Gene Ontology annotation, molecular function: actin filament binding. NCBI's taxonomy places the organism in Eukaryota, Metazoa, Chordata, Mammalia, Lagomorpha, Ochotonidae. The transcript is spliced from 7 exons. Bases 34 to 2526 code for a protein of 830 amino acids. Gene Ontology annotation, cellular component: apical plasma membrane; apical junction complex; cortical actin cytoskeleton.
AGCCUGCUAGUUCCAGCACUUAUCUGCUCACGGAUGGAGACCUUGAGCCCUGGGGAUGACCGUGCCUCCCCAGCCUCACCCACUGGAAGCCUGGAUCUGCGGCUAUCUGCGCACGCCGACUCUGCCUAUAGCUCUUUCUCCGCGGCCUCAGGCGGCCCCGAGCCACGCACACCAUCACCCGGGCCCAGUCCGCUCCCUUACCUGGACUGGGACUACGUGCGAGUGGUGUGGGGCAGCCCGGGCCCCAGCCCUCCCGAUGCCGGCCUGCGCCCUGCCUCGCGGCCUCGACCCGCAGUUGCGGCGCGCAGUGGGCUGCGACCCCCGGAAGGGCAGGGGCCGCUAGGGCCUCUCAGCAGGCAGGCCACGCCGCUGCUGUAUGCACUGGCGGCCGAGGCGGAGGCCGCGGCGCGUGCGGUGGAGCCGCCCAGCCCACCGGCCUCGCGGGCCGCCUACCGCCAGCGUCUGCAGGGUGCGCAGCGGCGGGUGCUGCGGGAGACGUCCUUCCAGCGCAAGGAGCUGCGCAUGAGCCUGCCCGCCCGCCUGCGGCCCGCGGCCCCUGCACAGUCGCCCACUGCCCACUCGCGCUCCGCCUCGCUCAGCCACCCUGGUGGGGAGGCGGAGCGGCCACGCUGGCCAGCUCCCUCCACGCCGCGACCCGCCACUCCGGAGCGCCUUGCCAGCCAGCAGCGGAAGUGGUGCUUCUCGGAACCCGGGAAGCUGGAUCACCUGGGACGGGCCGGCGGGGCGUCCAGGGAGUGCUUAGGUGAGGCCCACCUCACUGGGCCUGAGCUGACUGCAUGCACUGGGCGACCCGAGGUGCAGCAAGAAGGUCCAGCUGAUUCGGGGUCCCAGAAGCUGGCCCUGGCCUACCGGCCUACUAGUCACAGUCGGAGUACUUCAGGCGAAGUCUUGGGUCCCUGGGGAGGUCCAGGAGGGACCAUGUCCGUCAUCCAGACUGUUCCCCCAGGAGCAGAAACCCCUAGGCUGCUGUCUCAGACUACAGUCUCCAGCUCGAAGAACCUUCCCAGUCACCAUGGUGGGUGCGAAGCCCCUGCCCCCAGGUUCUCCCCUCAGAAGGAGCCUGCAGCCACCUCUCCAGUGGAGGUGCGCCCCAGCAGCACUGCUGACUUGGAGACCUGCGCUGCAUCCUCCCAGCUCCCCUCCCUUCCCGAUGACGAGGUCUUCCUGGAGGAUGCCAUGCUCGUCAAAGUGACGUCACCUCUGGGCUACCACAGCCCUAAGCGGCUCUCAACCAGGGUUGGUGCCUCUGAUGAGCAGGAUGGAAGUGCCCUGGCGACAGCUCCCGCAGAGCAUUCCCUGCACCUGUGCCCAGAGCCUAUAAGAGCAGACGAGUCCCAGCAAGUGGUGAACUGCUCCAGGGACGUCCCCAGGACCACAGACGAUGGCACCACUGGGACUGCAAACGGUGACAUCUCAGCUGGUGACAUGCCUGAACUAUUGCCCCCGGAGCCCCCCGCAGCCGUGGGGAGUGAUCCCCUCAAGCCCUUCCCCACUGGCAGCCCCAGAGACGGUGAUUCCCAAAGGCCUCAUCAGCAGCAUGGUGCCCUAGCCUGGGCUAUUGACCGGCCUGGUUCUGGGCCCACAUGGCCCAAUCAGCGCCUCGAGGAGCUGGCUCAGGAGCUGGCCAGGCUGGAUCCCUCUCUGAGCGACACUCUGGCCUCCCAGCCCAGCCCCGAGCCACCCCUGGGCCUGCUGGAUGGGCUGAUCCCCGUGGCUGAGAUCUGGGCUGCCAUGAGGUCCACAGCUGGGGAGACUGAGCGGCAGGCUUCUGACUCAGGGUCCAAUCAAAUCUGCUUCAUGGAGCUCCUGCCAGCCUCCCAGCAGGAGGCACCACCUGUGCCUGACCAGCUCUGUGACCAGGCCCUACCUGCACCCCACAGCAGUGUUCAGGCCAAGAAAGCGGAGCUAGCUGACCUCCUCCAAAGCAUGCUUGAAGAACUUCGCGCCGAGCAGGAGCGGCUGCAGCAGGUGGCUGACCAGUGGGCCAGCAGCCAGGCGGCCCUGGAGGCCAUGGUGGGCCAGGCCUGUGCUCCUCGGGAGCUUGAGCGUUUCCGCCGGUUCAUGGCUGACCUGGAGCGUGUGCUGGGUCUGCUGCUGCUGCUGGGCAGUCGCCUGGCCCGCGUGCACUGUGCCCUGUCCCGUUCAGGCUCCAGUGGCGACCCUGAAGAGCAUGCCUCGGUGCUGCAGCGCCUGCGGCUCCUGCAGCGGCAGCAAGAGGAUGCCAAGGAGCUGAAGGACCACGUGGCACGGCGGGAGCGGGCCCUGCGUGAACUGCUACAGCAGGCACUGCCUGCUGAGCACCUGUGCUCCUACCGUGCCCUGCUGGCAGGCAAGGCUGCUGUGCUGGCCCAGCAGCGCAGCCUGGACGAGCGCAUCCGCUUCCUUCAGGACCAGCUGGAAGCCAUCGGGAGAGACCUUGGCCGUUGUCCCCUGUCUCCCAGACUGGCUUGGCUUUCUGGGACCUAUACUUGGGACCCACCGCCCUCCCCCCGGCCCCUGGUCUAG